CGCAGACCGGAAGCAACAGAGCUUUCCAGAAAAUACUUCUGAGCUGAAGCAACUAGAAGAGUGCGGCGGGUUCUCUGGCAAGCUUAGCUCACAUUUUUCUGUGCCGUUGUUGCGUGGACUUCCCACGGAAAGAGAAGGAGGAGAGAGAGCUAGAAGAUGACGUCCAGGACUAUUGAUUACAGUGUGUGGGACCACAUCGAAGUAUCGGAUGACGAGGAUGAGACUCACCCCAAUAUCGACACGCCGAGCCUCUUCCGAUGGAGGCAUCAGGCGCGUGUGGAGAAACAGGUGGCCUUCGAGGAGAAAGGAGAGGAGCUGGAGAGGAACAUGGCAGAGUGUAAGAGACGUCUGGAAGAGGUGCAGUACAGAGUGAAGGAGUUAGAGGAGGAAGGAAAGAAGGAGGGAGAGGAGGAGAGGAAGACUGCGUUGAGCAAGGCCCAGGCCGAGGAGAAGAAAUACAGAAAGGAUCAACGCUUGUGGGAGAAGAAGAUGGAGGAACAUCGGAGAGAGGAGAAAAAGAUGCCUUGGAACGUUGACACGCUCAGCAAAGAGGGAUUCAGCAAGAGUAUGUUGAACAUCAAACCGGAAGCGACAGAAGACACGGAGGAACAGAAGGAGGAGAAACACCAGACUUUUGUAGAUAAACACAAGAAAGAGAUCAAACACUUUGGGAUGCUUCGGCGUUGGGAGGACAGUCAGAAGUACCUGUCUGACCACCCUUACCUGGUGUGUGAAGAGACGGCUAACUUCCUGGUUAUCUUGUGUAUCGACCUGGAGGUGGAGGAGAAACAUGGUUUGAUGGAUCAGGUAGCCCAUCAGACCAUAGUGAUGCAGUUCAUCUUAGAGUUGGCUAAGAGCCUGAAGAUCGACCCUCGCGGAUGCUUCAGAGAGUUCUUCCAAAAGAUCAAGACUGCAGACCAGCCCUACCAGGAGGCCUUUACUGAUGAGCUGGAGUCCUUUAGAGAGAGAGUUCGAGGCAGGGCUAAGAUCAGGAUACAAAAGGCCAUGGAGGAGUAUGAGGAGGAGGAGAGACAGAACAGACUGGGGCCAGGUGGACUGGACCCUGUGGAAGUCUACGACACUCUGCCAGAGGAAAUGAAGAAGUGUUUUGAUGAUAAAGACAUCUCAAUGCUGCAGGAAGCUAUCAGCAAGAUGGACCCCAUGGAGGCAAAGGGCCACAUGAAGAGGUGUAUUGACUCAGGACUCUGGGUUCCCAACGCCAAUACCGACAACGAAGAGGACAAAGAAGAAGACGAGGAAGAGGACAAAGAAGAUGAGGAAGAACCAGAGAAGGAGGGAGAGGCGGAGGAGGAGAAAUGACUCUGUCAUGAAUUGAACCCUUCCUUUUAGACUUUUGACCUUUUCAGACCUAGCUACACCCUUUACUAGCGUUAGCUUGUCUUAUUGAAAAUAUGCUGUGAAGAUGCUAACUUCUCUAGCGUUAAUUGGGCUAGUAUCGCUAGCAUUAGCGUGACCCAUUGAAACCCUGCACCGGGCCAAAGAGUCAGCUCUAGGGUCAGAUUCCCCUCCCCAAUCCUGACGUUAACCAUCUGUGGAAAAUGCUAAACUUCACCCUGCUCCCGUUUCUACCCAUAGUCCCUUUCUCCAUGACCCCAUCUUUAUAUUAACCCCCCCCCACCCCACUUCUUACCCCUGUCGUCUCUUCUACCCAUAGUUCCAUCUUUAUAUUAACCCCCCACCCCACUUCUUACCCCUGUCGUCUCUUCUACCCAUAAUCCCAUCUUUAUAUUAACCCCACCCCACUUCUUACCCCUGUCGUCUCUUCUACCCAUAGUUCCAUCUUUAUAUUAAUCCCCCCCCACACCUCAUUUCCGGUUUAAUAGCACAUGAUCUAUUUGAUUUUGUUAUUCAUAAUUUGUUUGUUUUGUUUUAUAGGCGUAGUUCCACCCUCCACUCCCUCCCCUUCUAGUCACCUAGAACCGGCUUUUGAACUGUUACCUAGAACUUAGAACCGCUACCCAACCAAUCUCACCUCCAUCCCCUCUGAACCAAACUAUCUCUCUCUCUCAGGCCUAUCUCUGUCUCUCCGCAUGGGUCAAACCGGUUUAAACCAGAUGAAACGGGUUAAAACCAGUGCAAUUCUGAUUGGAGCUCCUCUCUGCAGCUGGGACAGAAUGGGUGUGGUCUGUCAGUUGACUCCACCCCUUUCCUUAUUACAGUUGUAAUCUUGCUUAGUAAAGUUGGGCUGCAAAAACAA
Messenger RNA from Oncorhynchus masou masou (cherry salmon), 2218 nucleotides. RefSeq names its product hsp90 co-chaperone Cdc37-like. The transcript is spliced from 9 exons. Bases 157 to 1320 code for a protein of 387 amino acids. Gene Ontology annotation, biological process: protein stabilization; protein folding. Gene Ontology annotation, molecular function: heat shock protein binding; protein-folding chaperone binding; protein kinase binding. The record is from RefSeq and is a predicted model, not a curated record. Gene Ontology annotation, cellular component: cytoplasm. Lineage: Eukaryota; Metazoa; Chordata; Actinopteri; Salmoniformes; Salmonidae.